Baudoinia panamericana UAMH 10762 is the source of this 1539-nucleotide messenger RNA. RefSeq lists its product as uncharacterized. The record is from RefSeq and is a predicted model, not a curated record. Bases 1 to 1539 code for a protein of 512 amino acids. The transcript is spliced from 3 exons. Lineage: Eukaryota; Fungi; Ascomycota; Dothideomycetes; Mycosphaerellales; Teratosphaeriaceae.
AUGCCGCAGGCUCGACCACUCCAUUUGAGGCCCGGAGCCUACGAUGACCCGCCAAGCACUGAAGCCUCCACGCCUCGCUCACGUCGCGAACAGCUCGAGCGAGCGUUGCAGUUGACCAGUGAACUUAGCCGGCGAGAGAUGAGUGAGGGUCGCAAUGCAACAAGACAUCGCACCCUGCUGAGUCCGGUGGGCCGCCGUAGACGCAGAUCGCCAAGCACUUCGGAGGAAGCCAAUAUGGCUUCGGAGACACAGGAGGAGAUUACAGGCCUUCCUAGAACACGACGGUCGAAGCGUAGGAGGCUAGAUACAGAACCUCUACCUGCCCCACGCAUCCCCAUUAAGUACGGUCACUACGGUCAGGUGGAGCCGGGAAGGCUCAGAUUGGAGCUGGUGAGCUACGAUGGAGGCGAGCACUCAGAUUCACGCAAUCCAGGGUUGUAUUUGGGCGCGAAGAACGUCUUACACCAUAAUAAGAGCGUAUACUGCUCCGAGCGACCGAGCAGUAGUAUCGUGCUGGGCCAUGCCGACCACACACCCUUCUGCCUUGAGAAGCUGCACGUCGUCGGGCCUGAACACGGCUUUACUGCUCCUGUCCGCGAAGGCCUGGUCUACAUCGCUAUGAACCUCUCCGACCUGCAUAAAUACCUCGACCCGCCACCCCACGCCCGUCGUCAAGGUAUCCACAGCCCACCCUAUUAUAACCGCCGGCAGCCUAGCAACAUCCGCUCCGCACCUGAAGAGCGUCUCAGCCUCUCUGACGCUUUGCGAGACCCGGAGAUCAACGCCGCCUUAUCCCAACCACAACGCGAGCAAGACUACGCCCGUGCAGCAGAUGCCGCUCAUGACUUAGCCUACACAGGCACAGCCACCCACGCAGACUACUACGGCUCCGACUUUGGUUUCGGUCGUACUGACCCGGAAGCGCACUGCGAAAUUCCUGCCCUCGUCUCCACGAACAGCCUAGACUCUCCGGCCCACUCCGAGACCGAGCAUGCCCCAGUCACGGUUCUAAGCAGUGACGAAGACGCCGACGUCGGUCCCGAAGAAGCCUCGAGCCAGGAGGUUAUCGACUUCCGCCUUCAACGCCUCCGCCAAAUGCGGCGGCGGUAUGAGGUUGAGGCUUACGAUCGUGACGAACGGUGGUCGGGACUCAACGGCCUACAUUUCGCCAACGAUUCGUCCAUUGUAAGCAGUGUGCCAAGAUCCAUGUACCCUCCUUUCAACCCCAGCCGUAACGACGCGAGAACGCGACAAUUGGUGGAGGAGGCCGUCGAGGCAGCUCCUCUACCACCACCAAUGGCUAGCAGUGCCGAAGCUACUAAUGCGGUUCAUGAGGCGAACGACGAUCCUAAUGUUACAUGCGCACGGUUUCGGAUUCGAGGGGGUAAGCAUAAGGUUGCCAUCAAGUUCGAGCCGGCAAUUAGUGGGCGCUUCAUCUUGCUGAAGCUGUGGGCGGGCAAGACAAAUGUGGACGUGCAGAGUUUGAUUGCGAAGGGGUACGGAGGGUGUCGGUUCUUUCCUGCUACAGAGUUGGCCUGA